Molecule: messenger RNA, 1518 nt
Organism: Aegilops tauschii subsp. strangulata
Lineage: Eukaryota; Viridiplantae; Streptophyta; Magnoliopsida; Poales; Poaceae
Source: RefSeq, a predicted model, not a curated record
AUGUACGGGACACCAACUUCAAGUAGCCAAUGUGGCAAAUCAAGGACCAUCAUGCAGCACGUGGCAACAAGCGGCAACCAGGUACCUGCCAUCAACGUUGUACACAUGUUGUUAUGGUGGAACCACAUCGACAAACGUAUCGUGGCAAGCUUCACGUUGCAGGCCAUCGCUAUUGCAGAUAGAACACAGCAAAUUGUAAUGACAGACCAGCUUCGAUUAGCACAUGCGGCACAAGAAGGACCUUCAACUACAAUCAACAGCGGCGCGGGGACAUCUACUGCGGGAACCUCCGAGCACACGGAAGGAGCGUUCCACCAGCAAGUCAACAAUGCUGCCACAAACAAUGCAGAACCAGUGUCGGAACUGGCAAUCAUUCCAGCAAUGAUGACAAGCACACCUUUGCACACCAGCACAAGCAACACUCAAGCAGAUGAAACAACCGCCGAUACUGAAAGAUUUGGUUCGUUUGAAGAUGCCAAGGAAUUCUACCAGAUAUAUGCAAUGUUCCAUGGGUUUGCGGUGAACACCGAAUACCAUAGGAAAAUUAAAAAAACUAACGAGUACAGCAGAGGUGAGAUAAGGUGCUACAAUGCACGAAGGAACAAGAAGGGUAAAGGUGUUGCGCCUGUCGUGCCAGAACGAAAGAGAGGUAUCAUUGUCAAGACGAAAUGCCCUGUCCGGUGUAAGCUAAACGCAGAUGGAGCAUGGUGGGUGGUCACCGAAUAUUUCGACGAACACAACCACGAACUCAUAAAGAAGUUUGACCUGGUAAAAUUUCUGAGCGCCCAUAGAGGAUUCAGCCCCAUCGAGAAGAAAUUCGUAAAAUUGCUACAUGAUUGUAACGUCGGUCCAUCAAGAAUGGUCCAAAUACUGUCCCUAAUCCACAGCGGAGAUGGUAGAUUGAGUAGCAUGCCCUGCAUACCAGCAGACGUCAUAAACCUAAAGGCAAAGUGUCGUAGAGAGAGCAGGUUGGCUGACAUAGAAGACACAAUAGCCUACUUCAAAGACAAAGCAAAAGUAGAUACUGAUUUCUUCCACAGGAUAAGAUUGGACGAUGAGGACCGUGUCAGAAAUAUGUAUUGGGUGGAUGGUGCUGCAAGAAGAGCCUACAAACAUUUCCGUGAUUGCAUUUCAUUCGAUGUGACAUAUCUCACUAAUAUGUACAAGAUGCCCUGCGCUCCAUUCAUAGGACUAAAUAACCACAAUCAGUCAUUGCAGUUCUGUUGCGGACUUGUUCGGAACAAAGAUACGGAUGGUUACACUUGGCUGUUCAAAACCUUCUUGGAGUGCAUGGGUGGACUUUCUUCGAUGAACAUAAUAACAGACCAGGAUUUUAGCAUGCGUGCAGGCAUAGAGGAGCUCUUUCCGUUAGCAGUGCACAGGCACUGCAGGUGGCAUAUUAUUAAGAAGGCCGAGGAGACGCUAGGACCAUUCUUUGCUGACCGUCCAGAGCUACACAAGGCAUUCGAGUUGUGCGUGGACCACAGCUUGACGGUGGAGGAGUUUGAACGGAGCUAG